CUGAGUGUCGCUGCAGCUGCUUUCAUUUACUUACAUUCACGUCAGAGCACCGUGCACUGUUUUUGUUUCCACCAGCUGAAGGUUUUAAGCGUCCCCGGUCUUCAUGGGUCUUGCUGAAACCAGAGUUUGCGCUCCUCUCGAAGUCCAAACUGCAAACUUAAAGGAGAAAAAGUCCUCAUGGUCCUUUUUAGUGCCGCUUUUCUCUUUUGGUAUGGGAAACUGCUUCGACUGGCCUCUGAGAACGAUGGUCCAGGAUGCUGACAGGAGGUUCAGAGGGGUGCUGUCCUGUGAGCAGAUGGGCCCGGCAGGGUAUCUCGGGCCUUAUCGGGACUCGAUUGUUUCCGUGACACAAAACUGCGUUCUCGUGAGCAACAUACUCGGGCAAACCUGUGUCUUCCUGAGUAAAGGCAUAGCCACGUGCAGGCAGGCUGACAGAGAGCUGAGGCCAGAAGAGAUGGACGAGUUGCGGGACGCUUUCAAAGAGUUUGACAAGGACAAGGACGGUUUCAUCAGCUGUAAAGACCUCGGGAACUGUAUGAGAACGAUGGGAUACAUGCCCACUGAGAUGGAGCUGAUUGAACUGAGUCAACAGAUAAACAUGAACUUGGGAGGUCAUGUUGAUUUUGAGGAUUUUGUAGAGUUGAUGGGCCCAAAACUCCUCGCCGAAACCGCAGACAUGAUCGGGAUAAAAGAGUUAAAGGAGGCGUUUAGAGAGUUUGACAUUAACGGAGACGGUGCCAUCAGCACAUCUGAGCUCCGAGAUGCGAUGAGGAAGUUGUUGGGCCAACAGGUCGGUCUGAAGGAAGUAGAAGAUAUCCUGAGGGAUGUUGACUUGAAUGGUGACGGACUUGUUGACUUUGAAGAGUUCGUACGAAUGAUGUCUCGCUAACAUCGGGAAAUGAUCGGUCCUGAAUGUGAAGCCGUUGUCCUUCUCUGUACUUGACCAAGUAUAAACAACUGAGGACGGGACGCGCCGAGAUCUCUGAGCCACACGAAUCUGAAUGACACUGGAAUGAAAACUCCUCGAAUGUUAACGGAGCGAGGAGUCACCUCACACUUUCAAUCAAUAAGUGUUCUUCCUGAAAACGUCUCCAACUGAGGCAGAACUUGCUGUAGCCUAGCUGAUGAUUGUCCGACUUGUUUUUGCACUUUAAUUCUCACUAAAUAACUUCCUGUGUGGAUAGAUUGCUGGUGUCUUGUCUCAUACUCCACUGUAAAACCAGAUACGUUUAUUUAACUAAAAAAAAACUGUUUAAACUGAUUACAUUGAACAUUUUAGGUUGAACCAACUCAAUUUUUUAAGUUGAACAAACAUUCUUGAUCAAGUAGCUUCAGUAAUUUUAAGUUAUACUGACUUAACUUAUUAAAACUUAAAUAAAAAGCACUUAAUCAGGAAUGUUUCUGUAACUUACAAAACUAAGUUGGUUUAACUUAAAAUUAAUAGUAAAAGCUACUGACUCAAUAAUAUUUCUUUACUUAAAAAAAAUAGUUAGCUUUACUUAAAAUAUUCAAUGUAAUCUGUUUCUAAAAUUGUUUUGAGUUAAAAUAACUUAUUGCACUGUUAAACCAGAUAAGUUCAUUUAAAUCAAAGAAACGUUGAAACUGAUCACAUCAACAAUUUUAUGUAAAACUAACUUAAUUUUUUAAGUUUAAGUUAAAAAACAUCCUUGUUUAAGUAGCUUUA
This is a messenger RNA of Morone saxatilis (striped sea-bass), 1684 nucleotides long. Its product is annotated as calcium-binding protein 1-like. The coding region runs from base 104 to 889 and encodes 261 amino acids. Lineage: Eukaryota; Metazoa; Chordata; Actinopteri; Moronidae. The record is from RefSeq and is a predicted model, not a curated record. Gene Ontology annotation, molecular function: calcium ion binding. The transcript is spliced from 8 exons.